Molecule: messenger RNA, 1063 nt
Organism: Sceloporus undulatus (fence lizard)
Lineage: Eukaryota; Metazoa; Chordata; Lepidosauria; Squamata; Phrynosomatidae
Product: BPI fold-containing family B member 4-like
Exons: 10
Coding region: 1-897 (298 amino acids)
Molecular function (GO): lipid binding
Source: RefSeq, a predicted model, not a curated record
AUGAAGGAACUGGACAAGAGCCUGAAGUAUAUAUUGCCAGUGGGUACGCUGGGGAAACUGCAGUAUACUCUGGCUGAAGUGCCCUUCUUGCAGGAUCAACAUCUUGUACUGAAGCUGAGUAGCAUACUCACUGACAAUGAAGGUAACGCUGUCAACCUUGCUCCAUCCGAGCUGACCUCUCUCCCUCCGAUGGCAGAUGAAACUUCCCGUCUGCUUCUUUCUGGCAAUGCCCUUUCCUCUGUGAUUAAGAUGGUUGCGGCGAAAGGAGAGCUCGACACAGUCCUCACCAAUGAAGUGCUUUCUGGGAUUGUCCCCAUGACCACCUCAGCUCUUCAUUCUGUGCUACCUCAGGUGUCUCGGCUUCUACCGAAAGAUCAGCCUCUGGUGAUCAAGAUUAAACUUAGUGACGUUCCAGUUGUGUCUUUGCAAAAUGGCGAGGCCAGAGUGACCCUGAAAGCCACCAUUGAAGUCUUAGCCCGCACCAGGUCUGGCCUCACUCCCCUCUUUAAGGUGGACGCUGAUAUCCACUUGGUUGGAAAGGCUAGCAUUACAGAAGGCAAGUUGGGCAUCGCCUUUUUCUUGGAAAGGGUCUUCCUCAGACUUAUUUCCUCUGAAAUUGGCAACUUUGAUAUUAAACUCGUUGAAAACUGGAUGAAGACCAUUCUUCAGGUUGAAUACAUGCGGGUGAUCAACGCCCUGAAUAUAGAACUCCCUCUCCCGAAAUUCUCCACUAUGGGCUAUGCUAACGGUGUGGUCGAUAUCUCUGAGAACACAAUCGUGGUGCACUGGUGCCAUAAAUCCUUAAAGAAGAUGGACCCAAAUAGCUGCAGAGGGACUUCAAGGCAGAACAGGACUCCUUUCUUGCUCUUUCGUGUGGCAACUUGGAAAAAGGUGUGAACAACAGAAAAAAAAUGCCAGCUUUAUCCUAAUCUCAGUUUCUCCCUAAGCUGCAGUCCUGCUGUGGUCCCAUGUAAAAAUAAUGCUUUUCUGUGUCCAUUUGGUCAUGGAGAGAUGGAGGCCUAGAAUUGUCACCUGGCUCUUCCCAGUCAAUAAAAGAUGCCUU